Messenger RNA from Fusarium subglutinans, 585 nucleotides. Its product is annotated as cupin 2 conserved barrel domain protein. The transcript has a single exon. The record is from RefSeq and is a predicted model, not a curated record. NCBI's taxonomy places the organism in Eukaryota, Fungi, Ascomycota, Sordariomycetes, Hypocreales, Nectriaceae. The coding region runs from base 1 to 585 and encodes 194 amino acids.
AUGUCAUCAGAACGUCGCUGGGAUCAACGCCGCUUUCGGCUCGAGGAGUCGACAACCCUCAACGAUGGCAAGCGCACCAUCUUUAUUGAAACAAUGACUCCAGGGACCACUGUGCCGCCUCACUUCCAUACACGUUUCUCAGAGACAUUCGAUCUCAUCGAAGGGUCUAUUUCUGUCUAUAAAAGCAGUGAUCCCAACAUGGAAGCUUUGGAAGCUUCUGCCCAGCCGCUAGAAGUGGGCAAGCCUCAGACUGUCACACCAAACCUCUUUCACAAGUACCUCGUCAAUGGCGACGGAGGAGCUGUAUUGCGAGUUAUCCUUGAACCAGGCGAUGCCGAUUUUGAGAGGCUGUUGAAGAUCAUGAACGGGCUGGAUGCAGACGGCAAGCUCGCGGCGAUGGGAGAUAGCUUGGUGCUCAUGGCCGUUGUCAUGGAGCUCAGCGACGCUCACCUUAUUGGCCCCGCGAAGGGUAUGUUGGAUGGCGUCAGAAGGGACCACAAGGACGAAAUUGAGAAGCUUAGGGCGGAGUUGUUGAAUGCUUACGAUACUGAAGAAGCGCUGAUGGGACUGCUAGGACGAUCUUAA